Messenger RNA from Aureobasidium subglaciale EXF-2481, 1908 nucleotides. RefSeq lists its product as uncharacterized. The record is from RefSeq and is a predicted model, not a curated record. NCBI's taxonomy places the organism in Eukaryota, Fungi, Ascomycota, Dothideomycetes, Dothideales, Saccotheciaceae. The transcript has a single exon. The coding region runs from base 1 to 1908 and encodes 635 amino acids.
AUGCCGCCUGCCUUUAUUCAGGACUCGGAAGAUGAAGACGACCUUGUUACGGUAGCUGCACCUGCCGCAGUGGCGACUCUGACUAGAUGCGGGGAAGAGGUGCCGAAUGACAUUGAUGAUCAGUCCUCUGCUUCUACUGCCGAGCUUCUCAGACGUGCCCAAGUCGCCCUGAUGGCUCCCACUCAGGAAGACGUGCCUGUUGUCAACUUCUCCGAUCUCGCUGCCACCUCCGUCGCUACUUCGCCCGCCAGUUCGCACAAGAAGCGCCCUGUCUCCGAUACAGAUCCUGAGCCUCGUUCGUCUGGAAAGCUCAAGCGCAUUAAAAUUGUCACAAAGCCAGAGUCACGAUACUCUUCCACCGACCUCCUGCUCUCCGCCCCAGUCCCACCUUUCGAUGGCACCAAUGACACUAUUCCCGGUCCUACCCUACCGUCCGCAGCUGGCCACCAUGUAGUCCACGAGAAGAGAACCCCGAAGCCUCGAAAUCGCAACUCGUCUCAACAAUCAUCGGCCGACCAGACAAACAACCUCACUCCUUGGUCAGGCACUGUUCUCGGUAGUAGCGACAGGCUCAAUUCCGAUGAUGCUAUCGGUUACCCUAAGGAGUUGUAUAAUCCAAAACCCUCUCGCUCGAGAUCUGCCCAGGUUGACACGAGUCACAUUGACUACACAAUGGUGGUUGAGAAGGCCGUCAAGAAGGGAAAGCCAAAGCGUUCCGCCACCGACACAAGCGACCAUGUCACCCCCAAUUCAAUCUUCCCCGCAUUACCAAUCGACCAAGCUCCUCCUUUCGAACGACUGUCGCCCAGUCCUGAAGCACCUGUCUCUACAGACUCUCUGCAACUACACUCUACCGUACCCGAAUCCGUCCAAGAUCUGUAUUUAUCUACAAAAUCAGCCAGAAAAGCUACAAACACGAAGCUGCCAGCGAAACGCGGUCGUCCCAAGAAGAAGGUGGUCGCAGAUGACGAAGAAGACGAAGAAGACGAGCCAGCUCAUGGAGAAGAUGUUCCAGCAGCAAGAUCCACGCCCAGAUCAGUCAUCAAGACAGAGGUCCAGGUCGUCAUAGAGCCAAGAUCUGACCCAGCUUUGGCAGCUAGUGUACUCGCCCAGCUGAGACAGCACAAAUCACGGGAGCCGACGCCCAAGCCAGACGAGGAGCCGGCCUUCCAGGAGGCCAUGUCUGCACCCUCCCGGGAGAUUGAUCAUGUCGGAUUCAAGGCUGAGUCUGAGCUUGGGGUAGGUGACGAAUCCGCGGAGGAAGUUAUCAAGCCUAGGGCCAAUGCUAGAUCAAAGGCAAAGGCCAAGCCUAAAGCCAAGUCAAAGACACCCGAACCAGUCUACAAAGACGAAGAUGAUUACGAACACCAAGACGAAGACGAAUUCGUGGAAGAGCCUGUGAAGGCAAAAGCCAAAAGCAAGGCAAAACCAAAAGCCAAACCAAAAGCAAAAGGAAGAGUUGCCAAAGCCAUUGCUACGCCAGAUCCACCCUCCGAUCACGAUGAAGACAUGCCAGAAGUUCCUCCACCAGACGGAGAUGAGGAUGAUUCUGAAGACGACCAUCUCUCCGAAGCCGAAGAAGACUCGGAAGACGAAUCUCCCAAAGCUAAACCCAAAGCAAAAGCAAAAGCUGAGCCUAAGUCGAAAACAAAGCCAAAGCCCAAGGCAGCAGCACCAAAGCCUACUGCGGCUACCCCAAAACCCUCUCCUCCUGUCCCCGAAGCAGAAAUACCGGCUCCUGCCAUCAUGGAAGUAUCUACUCCUGCUGCCGUCACGACACCCAAAGUUGCUACUGUGAAGAAAGACGCAAAGUCUUCGGCCAAACCUGGUUGGCAGCAAUCGACGUAUCGAGUGGGUUUGAGUAAGACACAAAGAAUUCCCUCAUUACUCAAGGUCUUCAAGAAGUGA